Gilbertella persicaria is the source of this 5741-nucleotide messenger RNA. RefSeq names its product chitin synthase-domain-containing protein. Lineage: Eukaryota; Fungi; Mucoromycota; Mucoromycetes; Mucorales; Choanephoraceae. Bases 200 to 5608 code for a protein of 1802 amino acids. The transcript is spliced from 5 exons. Gene Ontology annotation, cellular component: myosin complex; cell periphery; cell septum. The record is from RefSeq and is a predicted model, not a curated record. Gene Ontology annotation, molecular function: ATP binding; chitin synthase activity; cytoskeletal motor activity.
UAAACGAAUUGGUUUUUCUUAUUAUAAGCAAGGAGGAAGGGGAUAGGCAGAGCAAGAGAGUAAGAAAGAGGGGGGCCCUUACUUAAAAGGAGAGGGAGAGAUAACUUUUAUAACUGCCUUUCUUUAUUUCUUCUUCUUUUUUUAGCGUAUAGAUUGACAAGUUGAGUCAGUCUACUGCAUACAAAUCCGAAUAAAUUGAAUGGCACAGCUUGAAACGAAUGAUCUUGUUCAGUUCAAUGGAAACCUUAGUGCAGAGGAUAUCAUUGAUACUUUGAGACAGCGGUAUUUAAGUGAUCUCGUGUAUACCAACAUCAGUCCUGUAGUGCUGGUAGCACUUAAUCCAUAUCACGACAAACAGCACAAUAAAUCAGACUUUAUUGCAGAAUAUAAAGACACGUCAAGUGCAAAAGCAAAUCAAUGGAGAAAUCCUCACUUGUACCAACUCUUAAAUCAUGCAUACCUUCAUAUGAGAAGAACAAGUAUCAACCAGUCGAUUCUAUUUAGUGGAGAGAGUGCAAGUGGAAAAUCAGAGCAGUAUAAGUUAUCUAUAGAUUAUUUGGUUGUCCUUGGUGCACAUAAAAAAUCAACGCGUACGCAAACCAAUGUCCUGCAUGCUCAAAACGUAAUUGAUGCAUUCAGUCAUGCAAAAACCACACACGAUAAUGCUUCUAGAGUUGCGCUUUUCACCGAACUUCAUUUCUCAGAACGAGGUCGAUUGGUGGGUGCUAAGUUUCUACCUUAUGCCCUUGAAAAAUCAAGGGUGACAAUGGCAGGCCAAGAUGAACGCAACUUCCAUGUCUUUUACAACAUGUUGGCAGGUGCUUCGCAAGAAGAAAAAAAUCAUCUAAGACUAUCUGAUUGGUCUACUUUUCGGUAUCUGUCAAGGACAUCAACAUCUAGAGCAACUUCAUUGGAUGACUUGACUUCAGAUAUGCAGCUUCGUACAGCACUUAAAUCCAUCUUGUUCGAAAAGCAUCGAGUGGGUCAAGUAUAUCAAGUAUUAGCAGCCAUUCUACAUCUAGGUAACAUUCAAUUUGCAGAAGAUCCCAACAAUGCUCAAGAUGCAGCCAUUGUAAGAAACACAGAUGUAUUGGCUACAGCCGCUGAAUUGCUUGGAGUUGAUCCAUAUGCGCUCUCAAGUGCACUUACUUUUAAAAGCAAACUUGUGAAAAGAGAUAUUACAACAUUAUUUUUAAACCCUGAGCAAGCAGAUAGGCAGAGAGAUGAUUUGGCACAGUCCCUUUAUUGUCUCUUGUUUACUUGGCUUGUAGAACAAAUCAAUGAACGACUGGCUCCUCGAAAUGCGCAUAGUUUUAUUGGCUUAUUGGAUAUCCCAGGCUGGACGACGUCAAGACCAACGAUUGGCGGAUUUGAUCAACUUACAUUUAACUAUAUUCAAGAGACAUGGUACAAAUUUCAUUCUGCUAAUCUAUUCGAUCGUGACAGACAAGAGCAUGAAGAACAAGGCGUUCCAGUUGAGUCUAUAUUGUACAGCACAGUCCACGAUUUAUUUGUGCAUCCUUCAAAAGGCCUCUGGUCUAUCAUGAACACACAAGCUUCUCGUCAGCAAAGAUACAAUGAAGAUGACAACACAUUGAUAGAUAACUACGCUAGUGCAAACAAGAGUGCAAUUAAUAGCCAAACAUUGUCUUUCAAAAAAAGCGAAAUUGAUUCAAAGCUAUUCACGAUUCAGCAUUUUUGGGGUCCUGUCACUUAUAACCCACACCAUUUUACAGAAAGAAAUCAAGAUUAUCUCUGCAAUGACUUUAUCAAUCUGUUUCGAGGCAGUGCAUAUACUUCUCCUAGCAGCAAUGGGCUUGUAGUUUGCUUGUUUGAUAAUCAAAUCUUAGGACACGAUGAUGGUACUCGAAACCGAGUUUCUUCUCAGCAACAAGGUAUUCGACCGUUAAGCUCACCCACAAGAUCUGGAGACAACAAGGCUGCUGAUAUCAAAUCUAUCCUCUCCCACUCGCUGCAAUCUAAUGUUACUACUAUGGCUGAUCUUUUGGUGACUGGUAUGACUGAUUUGACACAGGCCCUUUCAAGCACACUUGUCUGGUCUGUUCUUUGUAUCCGUCCUAAUGAUCUAUCACUACCUAAUUCAUGCGAUGUCAAAAAACUAGCUUCACAGGUAGCUGGCUUCCAUCUAUCGGACUUGACCAAGCGAAUGAAGUGUUAUUAUACGACUAGCUUUGAUCUCGAAGAGUUCUGGAACCGAUAUCAUAUCUCACUUCCUAUCACAGUCAAUGCGGCCAUUGAUUUAAGUUUACCUGUACGAGCAAGAUGCCUUUCAAUAGCAACUUUGAUGGACUGGGACGAAACUUGGAUUCAUGUUGGGACAAGCAAGAUCUAUCUAUCAAAUCAUGCUUUUAGAAUUUUAGAAGAUGACUUGAGAAGCUUAGAAAAAACCGAAUCCAAAAAGAUAAAAAUGAACACAAAGUCAGUUGAUGGCUAUUCUCUAAACGAAGACGGCUUAUCGUAUGCAAUGUCAGAAGAUGAUUAUAUGAAUGAUUCUGGACUACAUGACUAUACAGGGUCUGAUGUUUUUUCUCAAACAACACUCGAAAACAGAAAAUCAAGUACGUUGUUCAUAUCAAAUCAAAUGCAAGCACAAGAUCCAGCUUCAAAUGAGAUCAAACAUCAGGAAGAAGAGGAAGAAGAAAAACAACCUCUCAGUAGUGUACGUCGUAAAUGGAUCAUGUUUGUCUGGUUCUUGACUUGGUGGAUGCCAUCUCCUGCUCUAAGUCAUUGUGGAGGCAUGAAACGUGCUGAUGUUCGACUUGCCUGGAGAGAAAAAGUGACGCUUUGUCUACUGAUCUUUUUACUUUCAGCAGCCAUGGUUGUAUUCAUCAUCUUUUUUGGUCCUUUGAUUUGUCCUCACCAAGACGUCUAUUCUCUUUCUGAACUACAGAGUAAGUCCGACAAGGACAGCGCUUAUGUAGCUAUCCGAGGCGAAGUCUUUGAUCUGACUCGAUUUGCUCCUCAUCAUUGGGCGACUGAAGUUAUACCUGAUAGCGUAGUUUAUCAAUAUGGAGGUAAAGAUGCUACCAAUUUAUUUCCAGUCCAAGUCUCUGCCCUUUGUGACGGUAUCACAGGCCGAGUACCUGAAGAAGUUGUGCUCGAUUUCCAAGUGAACUUGACAGAUCCCAAUGCUGCUUAUCAUGAUUUUCGAUUCUUCACCAAUGAUUAUAGACCUGAUUGGUAUUUUGAACAAAUGGUAUACCUGCGCAAAAAUUACCGUUUAGGGUUUAUGGGCUAUGAACCUUCUGACAUACUGAGACAAGCAACUAACGAACGAAAUCCGGGCGAUGCCUCCAGUUCAAGUACGGCACAUCGAAACUGGGCUAUUUUACAUGGUGACGUAUAUGACCUGACGAACUAUCUGAUGGGUGGAAGAGCUCCUCGUGUCCCUGAAGGCAUGGCGACACCUACAAAUAUUGACUUGAACUUUAUGGACAAUAGUAUUGUACAGCUGUUUCGGCAAUUGGCUGGAACAGACAUUUCCAAGCAUUUUGAUGUCUUGCCCAUCUCUGAAGAACUUAGGACACGUCAACUUGUCUGUUUGCGAAAUUUGUUUUUUGUAGGCAAAGUAGACACAAGAAAAUCAGCUCAGUGUCAAUUCUCUGAAUACUUUUUAUUGAUCAUCACUGGCUUCUUGUGUGCUGUUAUCUUCUUCAAGUUCUUGGCUGCUUUACAAAUGAGUUCAUUUAGAGAACCAGAAGAAUAUGACAAGUUCAUUGUAUGUCAAGUCCCUUGUUAUACUGAAAGUGAAGAAUCCUUAAGAAAGACAAUUGAUUCAAUCGCUGUCUUGCGCUAUGACGAUAAAAGAAAACUGCUGUUUUUGGUAUGUGAUGGCAUGAUUACCGGUAGCGGCAAUGAUCGAUCUACACCUCGUAUUGUACUUGAUAUUCUCGGCGUCAAUGCCAAUGUAGAUCCUGAACCGCUCUCGUUUCUGUCGUUGGGUGAGGGCCUUAAACAACAUAACAUGGCAAAGAUUUAUUCUGGCCUAUACGAAUGCUGUGGCCAUGUUGUUCCGUAUGUCGUUGUGGUCAAAGUAGGUGCUCCUCAUGAACACCAAAAGCCUGGUAAUCGGGGCAAACGUGAUUCGCAAAUGGUCUUGAUGCGCUUCAUCAAUAAGGUUCAUUUUCAAUCGCCCAUGACACCUAUGGAACUCGAAAUAUAUCAUCAAAUCAAGAACGUCAUUGGUGUAAGUCCUGAUUUUUAUGAGUUUGUGUUGAUGGUGGAUGCAGACACAGAAGUGUUGCCUGACUCAUUAAAUCGUAUGGUUUCUUGCUUUGUUCAUGAUUCUAAGGUUAUUGGUCUAUGUGGAGAAACGAAGCUAGCAAACGAAAAAGAUAGCUGGGUGACUAUGAUCCAAGUAUACGAGUACUACAUUUCCCAUUUUCUAUCCAAAGCCUUUGAAUCUUUGUUUGGAUCUGUUACUUGUUUACCUGGUUGUUUCUGUAUGUAUCGUAUUCGUUCACCGGGUGGCAAAAACCAACCCUUGUUGGUGAGCAAUCAAGUUAUUGACGAUUAUGCAGAAAAUAGAGUUGAUACUUUACAUCAAAAGAACUUGUUGCAUUUGGGUGAAGAUAGAUACUUGACUACCUUGAUUCUCAAACAUUUCCCGACUUAUAAAACCAAGUUUACUGCUGAUGCUUGUUGUUUGACCAAUGCGCCUGACAGUUGGAGUGUUUUGCUUUCUCAGAGACGUCGAUGGAUCAAUUCAACCAUUCACAACUUGGGUGAAUUAGUUUUUUUACCUCAGCUAUGUGGGUUCUGUUGUUUCUCAAUGCGGUUUGUAGUGAUUUUAGAUCUGCUGAGUACAUUGGUUAUGCCUGCUGUUGUUUGCUAUCUAGGGUUCCUUAUCUACAAGUUGGCUACGAAUGCAGGUCAAGUGCCUUUUAUUUCGAUUAUUACAUUAUGUGGUGUAUAUGGUCUACAGGCCAUUAUUUUCAUUGUUCGAAGAAAGUGGGAACACAUUGGUUGGAUGAUUGUCUAUAUCCUCGCUAUUCCUCUCUUCUCAUUCUUUAUACCCAUUUAUGCCUUUUGGCAUUUUGAUGAUUUCUCUUGGGGAAACACGCGUCUUGUUCUAGGAGAAGAUGGACAAAAGAAGGCUUUACCCGUGGAUGAAGGCAAAUUUGAUGCUAGUACUAUUCCACUCAAGAAAUGGAACGACCACGAAAACGAAUUGUGGGAGACUGGAUCAGCAGAAACAAAAGGUACUACAAUUACUUCAUCCAGCACUAGACGUACAAUACCUAUGACACCAUUGCCCAUGAUAAACACUUUGUAUAAUUAUGAUAAUACAAGUGUUCGUUACUCUCAUCAAAAUUUGACUCUUGGUGCUACUCCUCCUCCUCUUCCAACUUCUGUGUUCAAUCAUGGAUCUCUUGCUUCUGUCUAUAGUGAACACUUGAAUAUGGAUUAUUAUCCUACAGACGAAGAAAUCAAACGGCAAGUACAACGUAUUACAUCAACAGCGGAUCUCAUGACAGUGACGAAAAAGCAAGUCAGAGAGCAGCUAAGCCGACAUUUUGGUAUCAAUAUGUCCUACAAGAAAGACUAUAUUAAUUACUGUAUUGAAGAAGCAUUAAACUAUUCUUAAUUUGAUCAUCGAAUUCUAGUGUAAUCAUAAUAAAACAUACCUUUUAUAUCAGAGAGAAAAAAAGAGUGAGAAAUAGACUAUGUUGUACAAAAUCACAAGAGAGACAAAAAAGUAACUACCCGUGCGUAUAGUG